Messenger RNA from Clunio marinus, 213 nucleotides. The record is from the annotation of a GenBank genome assembly. NCBI's taxonomy places the organism in Eukaryota, Metazoa, Arthropoda, Insecta, Diptera, Chironomidae.
AUGAGAAGAAGAGAAAAAUCUACAGAAAUGCAUUGGACAAGGAGACUUAAUGAAGCUAUCCCUGACAAUUUUGCCAUCUCCGGUCAGCAAACUGCUUCCAGCAUACUUGGGAUGGCUUUUCAAACGCAAAAUAUAGUUAUAUGCAAGACAAAUAAAUUUUACGACUACACGAUUUUGCAUUUAUUUAAGCAAGAAGAAGUAGCAAAUUCUUGA